Messenger RNA from Emericellopsis atlantica, 1985 nucleotides. RefSeq names its product ankyrin repeat-containing domain protein. NCBI's taxonomy places the organism in Eukaryota, Fungi, Ascomycota, Sordariomycetes, Hypocreales, Bionectriaceae. Gene Ontology annotation, cellular component: nucleus. Gene Ontology annotation, biological process: positive regulation of transcription by RNA polymerase II. The record is from RefSeq and is a predicted model, not a curated record. The transcript has 2 exons. Gene Ontology annotation, molecular function: transcription cis-regulatory region binding; protein binding. The coding region runs from base 255 to 1985 and encodes 576 amino acids.
CUGCGUUACUUCAGCUAACCUUGGAGGAAACCCUACAAUUGUGACUGGCCUCGAAGACGUGGGCACAUCAAAGCAGGCCAUGCGUUGCCAUUCACCAUCUCCGUUAGCGCGAGAACGCCUACCCUGCAGCACCUGGCCAGGGUAUAUUUAUGUCGCCAAUCAUCUCCCCCAGCAGUGCUGUCGCCACCCACUUUUCAUGACCCCCUCUCGCGGCAUCAGACCAUGAUCCAGCGUCAAGGACGCCUUGUGCCUUGAUGUCAUCCGCACCGUCGCUGGAGACGCUGCCAAAUGAGCUGCUACACAAGAUCGUCGCGUACGCAUACGAUCCCCCGCCAGAGCCCUGGAUCAACGAGCACGACAGUCUCCUCGACACCCUGGUAGGCGAUGGAUACAUUGGCGCGUCGGACAAAUGGCGCUUGCCGAGCAACUUGGGCUACGGCGGCUUCUGCCGGGUCUGGCAUCUACAGAACCUCGCCCUCAUCUCCAGGCGUUUUUACUCAUUCCUUACGCCCCUGAUCUACGGCUUCUUCUCAGACUGCGACCACUGCCUCCGACCGUGGGAGCAUGCGGCCGAGACAGACCAGCCCGAGAUCAUCCUCCAGUGGCGCAAGUGCCAUCCGGACGCCCCGAUCGCGGGCAGCGCUGCUUCCAAGUCUGCGCUCAGCAAAGCCAUUGCGAGGAACUCAAUCCGAGUCGCAGAACUGCUGCUGUACGAGGGCUACACAUUCAAGAAUGACACGGUGCAUGUCGCGCCGGACUUGGCCAGCCCGUACCCUUUGCUCCAAGCAGCCGCGCGCGGUCACCUACACAUCGUCAAGCUCAUCGCGGACAGGGGCGACGACCUCAACUGUGGCGAUUUCUUCAGCCCCGGCUACCAGCGCCAGAGGUACAAGGUCACAGCGCUGUGGCAGGCAGUCAGACACGGUCACGAGGACGUUAUCAAGUUCCUCCUCUCCAGGGGCGCGCAAUGGCAACCAAGAGGAUCGCAACCGCAUGGACCGUUGUGGAGCGCUCUCAAGUAUGGACGUGCCAGCAUCGUGCGCCUUUUUGCCGAGCUGGGCCUCCACGAUGGCCUGCAUGAAGAUGCCGAGGCCAUUAUGCCAUUUGCUCAUCUGAAUGUCGGAAAGUAUAGUCAGGGUCAGCAAUGGCUGCUCAGGCGUGUCCUGGACUUAACGUCGUCUGCCCAUCGGGACCAGCUGCAUGAACAGCUUCGGAAGCACAAUAUUGUCUACGAUGAAAAUAAUAACGUGGAUGCUUUCGAGGAGGGAUAUUCAAUGGAAGAGGCGUGCUUCUUUGGAGCCGACUUGGACGCACCCAUGAGGUCGGAUCUAAGCAUGCGUAAAGUAUCCGGAAUCGACCGGAGACCACUAGUGCAAGCCUUCUCGAUGCCUAAUCGCAUGGCACUCUCUAUGGUCUCGACACUCCUCGAACAUAACGCGGACCCGAACAUCAGACCACGCGGCUCGCAGCGCACGAUCCUACACGACGCGGUACUUCUGGCUAACUACGACGAGGCAUACAAGAUAAGCCUCGCACUGAUUUCAGCUGGUGCAUCUCUGGAGGCAACAGCCUACACUGGCAUGACGCCGCUGCUAUGGGCCUGUCUGGGCCACGCACACCCAGAGAUCAUCCAGCUGCUCAUAGGUAGUAACGCAAAUACCUACACCAACAUUACCGAUGGCAGCGCCCUCUAUUGGGCCCUGACCGACUGGGAAAGUAAGGGGGCGUUAUUCCUCUGGAGAAAUACCAACGGCGACGCUGGCAAGACGCCGUAUCCAGCACUUGCGCGUCGCUUCCUCCGGGUGAAAGAGGACCUCGUAAAAGAGUCGGCCGGAGUGGUGCAGCGAGGAUCUUUCUGGACCAAGGGCUACUCUGAAUUUCUAGACGUCAAUGCCGUAUUUCCACCUGAAGUUGACGCGGACUAUACCUACAGAUUGCGGAGACUUCCUUGGAAAGGUCUUACGAAGAGGGGACUAGGACGAUAA